UUCAACGUUUAUUCAAGACAUUUCAUCAUUUAUUGGACAACGAACAAACAAUUUAACGAAAAGACUUCAUUUCAGUGCACUUGUUGGCAUUUUUUUUUUUUGUAAACAUUACUUAAAAUUAGUGCGUUUUAAUGGAAAAAUCAAUGGUUGCUGUGAAUUGUUGGAUUUAACUACUCGUGCCAAAGUGUAGAAGCUGAAUUGCUGUCGAUUUUGUUGUUGUUCGAUUCUAUUGUGGGAGUUUAACGGAUCCGGCCGAUUAGUGAGUGGCAAAAGAUCCAAUCGUACCGGUGCGGUAUUUUCAGUCUAUCACCAUGUUAUACUACAAAUGUAAGCAAUGUUACUCAUUUGUGCCCGAAGACAAUAUUCGCUGUCACCAUACGGAAGUGCAUGUUCAUGUGCCAUACGAAUAUUACAUCGAUAAAUACUUUGAUCGUCGUCGAGAAUUGCAUAAAUGUAAAUUUUGUUCAUCGAAAUUGACACUGAAACAAUUGAACAAACAUCUGCAGCGUGCACACAUCAAUAAAAGUCUUCCACGCGAAGUACGUUCAGCGCAUUCAUCAAUGUUUGAACCAAUAAGCAGUGAUUCAGAAGACGAAGACACUCGGAAGACAAAAGAAAUCAAUAAAUCCAUUCAAAACGAAUUGACUAAAAAUGAUAUGGAAUGUGGAAGUAAGUCGACAGAUUCAAGACUUGAAGAAAUGACAAUUGAAGUAAGUAGUGACUCAGAGGAGACAGAAGUGUCCAAAUCAACAAUGGUCGUUGAAAAUGGAGCCGAACAAUUGGCGAACGAUGACAAUGAGCAGCCAACUCAGCAUGAUAAGGUUAAACAAGCCGCUAAAGACGUAGAUAUAUCAAAUACGGAACAUUCAGCAUUGAAAUUGAAUACAGCUGUUCAUAAGUAUGUAGACAAGAACGAAAAACACUUAAAUAAAGAAGUUUUAGCAACAUUGUUUGAAACAAUUAGCAGCAACUCGGAGAUGGAAAAGACAGAAGUAACCAAAACAUCGGUGGAUGUGGCCAUUCAAUGUGAAUUGAUACCAAAUGACACGGAACGUGCAUCUAAAGAGCCAGAUUCAAGCAUUCAAGCACCAACAAUUGACCCGAUCAGUGUUGAAUCUACAAUUGAAACAAUUGGCGUUGACUCAAUUCAGCCAACAAUUGAAACAAUUGGCAUUGAGUGUCUGUCCAAAGAUUCAUCGAUGGAUCCGGACAUUGAAGUUACACCAUUGGCAAUUCACGAAGUUAACCAGUCUCAACAUGGAGCAGUAAAGCCAGUCAUCGAAACCAACGAGAUAGCCAUACAAACAUCAAGCCCGGCAUCGGCCAACUAUUGUGAUCACUGUAAACUGAAAGAAAUGACCAAAACCACAAGAACCAACGAUAGAAUGGAAAGUAAAAGAGCCACUGCACAAAUGUCAAUGGAAUCAAAUGAAAAACGUAUGAAAUUGAGCGUGGAAGUAGACGAUGGGGAACUCCUAUUGGUUUUGAGUUAGAAAUUGAAAAUGCUCUAUGAAAAAAAUGAUCGAAAAAGAUUAUUUUUGUUGGUCAAAAGCAAAAUUUAGUAAGUGAAAAAGCAGUUGAUUUGGUAAAAUUUUAGAUAAGUUUAGUCUUUAUUGAAU
Messenger RNA from Contarinia nasturtii (swede midge), 1619 nucleotides. RefSeq lists its product as uncharacterized. Lineage: Eukaryota; Metazoa; Arthropoda; Insecta; Diptera; Cecidomyiidae. The coding region runs from base 312 to 1493 and encodes 393 amino acids. The record is from RefSeq and is a predicted model, not a curated record. The transcript has 3 exons.